AUGUCGGUGGCUAUGGAUCGAGCCUUAAUGGCUCUGUCUUUGGACGAGGAUGACAAACCUUUCGAGAUGCCGGACCAACCGGGUUUCUGUUCGAAUGAAAAGAAUCUUCUAAGCAUUGUGGGUAGAGUUCUGAACCCAGAAUGUCAGAGAAUGUCUUCCUUAAUCUGGAGGAUGCCUAGGAAGUGGCAAAAGGAAGGCAGGUGUAGGGGAGUUGCUCUCUCGGAGGAACGUUUUCAGUUCUUCUUUGACUCGGAGCAUGACUUGGUGGAUGUGCUGGAGAAAGGCGUUCAUACUUUUAAUGAGUGGGUCAUUGUGAUUGCGCGUUGGGUUGAAGAACCGCCUGAUGACUAUCUUCAGUUUAUUCCUCUCUGGGUACAAAUCAGCCAAAUCCCCAUAAACUACUAUACGGAGGAGGCGCUAAUGGCGUUGGCUGAUAUGAUUGGUGAAGUUAAGGUGUUGGUUUUUGACCCCUCGAAACCACAGUCUCAACCUUUUAUUCGUGCUCAGAGGAUCUGUCCUCUCGAAGUGAAGAAGCGUAAAGAGGUGGCUUUGGCGCGGCGUCAAGCAAUAGAGAAAGAACUUGAGCACAGAUCAGUGGUACUGAGUGAAGGUGAUCCUCUCUUGGAGUUCUUAGAGAAGAAACCAAGUGGGGAUUAA
Molecule: messenger RNA, 657 nt
Organism: Raphanus sativus (radish)
Lineage: Eukaryota; Viridiplantae; Streptophyta; Magnoliopsida; Brassicales; Brassicaceae
Exons: 2
Coding region: 1-657 (218 amino acids)
Source: RefSeq, a predicted model, not a curated record